AUGGAACCAGAAUCCACUAAAUGCUUUGGGGCAAAUGCAGAAAAGUACUGGGGAGCAUGGGAACCAAAAGCAGUGGAAGAGCUGAAUCAGACAUUUGUCACAGAGUUUAUACUUCUAGGAAUCACCAGCUUGCCUCAACUGAAGAUAUUGUUUUUUAUUACGUUUCUUAUGUUCUAUCUCUUAUGUUUUCUUGGGAACUUAAGUAUUGUAGCAGUAGUGCUUAUUGAUCAUGGCCUUCACACCCCCAUGUACUUCCUCCUGGGCAAUCUUUCCUUCUUGGACUUCUUUUACUCCACAACAACUGUCCCAAAGUUGUUGUCAGGCUUACUUAUAGAAGAUAAAAGGAUAUCUUUUCAUAGCUGCAUGGCCCAACUUCAUGUAUUCCAUUUCUUAGGCAGCACCGAGGCCAUGCUUCUUACGUCAAUGUCUUAUGACAGAUACAUUGCCAUUUGUAACCCAUUACGGUACCAUGUUCUUAUGUCAAAGGAAGCAUGUAUUCAGUUAUCUUUCACUUCCUGGCUCAUUGGUUUCUUGUACUCAUUAACACAGACAAUACUGACUUUUAGAUUGCCAUUUUGCAGUGCCAACAAGGUCACUGCCUUUUACUGUGAUAUCAAGCCUCUAUUGAAGUUGGCCUGCACAGACACUCAUAUCAAUGAAAGUCUGGUAUCUAUAGUCACUGGAACUGUGGCACUUGGUACUUUUAUUUUAAUUGUUAUAUCAUAUAUCUUUAUUGCAACCCAUCUUCAGAAUAUCCAGUCUAGUCAAGGCAGACAUAAAGCCUUAUCUACCUGCACUUCUCACCUCACUGUUGUCCUUUUAUACUAUGGAACAGCAUUCUGCACCUACUUGAGACCAGCUACUAAAGAUUCGCUUGAACAGGACAGAAUGAGUGCAAUUCUCUUUACAGUUAUCACUCCUGCAUUAAAUCCUCUGAUCUAUGCUCUACGAAAUAAAGAGGUAAAAAGGGCAUUCAGGAAGUUGUUUUAUGAUGGUUACACUUUUAAACAUAUAAAAAUAAAAAUGGGAGGAGCCGGCUGCCGUCCUGGACAGCGCGUUAGGGGACGGCCGAGUGCCGUCCAUGACGGCCCUGAAGGGGAGGAGCCGAGUGCCGUCCAUGACGGCCCUGAAGGGGAGGAGCCGGCUGCCGAGCUGGCCGUGCACGGCCCCGCCAUGCAUCGCUGGACCUUGGAUGGGUAA
Messenger RNA from Nanorana parkeri, 1200 nucleotides. Its product is annotated as olfactory receptor 12D2-like. Gene Ontology annotation, molecular function: olfactory receptor activity; G protein-coupled receptor activity. Gene Ontology annotation, cellular component: membrane. The record is from RefSeq and is a predicted model, not a curated record. The coding region runs from base 1 to 1200 and encodes 399 amino acids. Gene Ontology annotation, biological process: G protein-coupled receptor signaling pathway. NCBI's taxonomy places the organism in Eukaryota, Metazoa, Chordata, Amphibia, Anura, Dicroglossidae. The transcript is spliced from 3 exons.